This is a messenger RNA of Anguilla anguilla (European eel), 1774 nucleotides long. RefSeq names its product dermatopontin (gene dpt). The coding region runs from base 207 to 788 and encodes 193 amino acids. Gene Ontology annotation, cellular component: extracellular matrix. Gene Ontology annotation, molecular function: extracellular matrix structural constituent. Lineage: Eukaryota; Metazoa; Chordata; Actinopteri; Anguilliformes; Anguillidae. Gene Ontology annotation, biological process: collagen fibril organization. The transcript has 4 exons. The record is from RefSeq and is a predicted model, not a curated record.
UAGGGGGAUUUCCGCGAUACCACCUUAACAAACUCGCAGUGACUAAAUCCAGAACUGUCCUCAUGGCAGCAAAUUACACACUGGCCCUGGACUGCGAUACGAAACAUCUGGCAGCUGUGCGUCUGCACACAGCGGCGGCGUAUUAAAGAAGCCGGCGGCGCAGCUGAGAGGCCAGACGCUGGUUCGAGCCGCGACCCGCCAGGACGAUGAACUCCCCAGCGCUCCUGCUACUGUGGGCACUGCCGCUGCUGGCCCCGGCGCUGGGCCAGCCCAACUUCAUCCCGGACGAGCCCUGGGUCAACACGUACCGGCAGGGCUUCAACUUCCAGUGCGCGCACGGAGAGGCGCUGGUGGCCAUCCGGAGCUACUUCAGCGCGGAGGAGGGAUCGGACCGGCUGUGGACCUUCGAGUGCCAGCCCACCCCCCAGGGCCUGGGGCUGCCCACCGAGUGCUGGUGGGACGAUAUCAACCGCGCCGGGAUGGAAUGGACUUCAACAUGCACUAACAACGGGCUGGUGGCUGGGGUUCAGAGCCAGUACUUCAACUCAGUGCUGGACCGGGAGUGGCAGUUCUACUGCUGCCGAUACAGCCGCAGGUGUCCCUACUCCUGCUGGAAGACUAUGGAUGUUCCCCAGUACUACAGGGAAGAGGGGGAGAUGGUCAUCCCCAGCUAUGGCUACUUCAUCAGAGGGGCACAGACCACCUUCAGCGGAGUGCUCAGGGAUCGACAGUGGAAGUACAUCUUAUGCAGGAUGACAGACUUCGACUGCGAAUUUGUAAACCACUAAGGCCCAUGUAUGGAUUUGUAAGAUCACUCAUAGCUUAGCAGUAACGAUGGUUUGUGUGUGCAUGCAAAAAUGUGUCUAUACAUCUGUCUUUGUCCUUAAUUUACUUUUAACCUCAGCUUAGUGUUUUAUGUUCCAUGAGCUACACCAUUAAUGGGCAACUUAAUUGUCUGUCUUACUUUUCUGCAGUUUUAUCAGUCUGGCAGUGCUUAAUCAGUGCUCAUAUCGAUCAGUGAUUCUCAGUACUUGAAGCGAUAUCUUCUUCUACCAUUACAUUACGGGCUUUUAGCAAACACUUGUAUUUAGAGCAACUUAUACAAUUUAAAUUAGUAACCAUUUAAAAUAGCUGGAUAUGCACUGAAUCAAUUCAGGUGAAGUACCUUGCUCAAAAGUACAACGGCAGUGCCCUACCCGGUAAUCAAACCUGCAACCUGAUAGUAACCCCAUGUACUCUCAACAGAGGCAGGCUUCAUUUGGAUCCAUUAUUGAAAAGAUCAUAGUGAAAUUUUUCCAGGGCAAUAUAAAAAUUUUUUUUUAGAUCAUAUGGAUAGAUUCAUACUACAUUACUACACUGUGCAAUACCUCUUCACAUAGGUUCACAUAAGGAAACAGGCUGUUAUUGUAGUUUCAAAUUAGAAUUCCCCUAUCAGAUAUACAUAAAACCAGAAAAAUACUGAAUCUGAAUCAUAAAGGUUGAAAAGGCUCAUAACUUAGCUGAAAGUAAUAUAUCAAAGAAGUCACAGGAGAAGAGCUGAGAUGAUUGAGAGAGACUCCCGCAGGAACAGCAAAAGUAAGACCAGCUGCUCAGGAUACAGUGAGAUGACUUGCAUAAUGCAAAAGCCUUCAAAGUCUUAAACUGCAAAAUGUGCUUAAGGUGCUUUCUCUGAUUCAAGAACUGAAAGCAAGGCUUGCGUUAAUCCGUCUGUAAAUCAGAAAAGCUUUUUAGCUUGGUCCAAUGUGUAGCAUCAAUGCACUUAUGGGCAUUUAUU